AUGAUGCAUAUCGCCAACAUCGUCACCUUCCUCGCCUUCUGGGCCACGGGCUCAGCUUUGGUGAUUCCUCGCAUAGUCACCGCCUUCGACGUCCCAAUGGGCACCUUGCCGCAGAUUACUCCCACUAUAGACACAAUCACUAUCGAUCUGACCAACGUCGACAACGCGGCCACGAAACUCAUCGCCACCCUCUCAAACACCGACGGAGACACCGUAACCGGCGUGCUCAAGUCUUCUCUCGACAUCCCCAGCGUCAUCUCCCACACGAUUGGACUGCAGUCCGCCAACCGACAGGCCAUGCUGGAUGCAAAGGAGAUCGAUUCCGUCUUCUCCCCCAGCGAUUCCGCCUCCAUUGUGAACAAGCUCAAGAACGACAUCUACCCCCACGCGCAGACGGCGCUCAAGCUUUUGGGCGAUGCGAAGACGAAGAACCUGUUGACCACCCUCGCCACGACGUAUGCGGUGUUGCCGUAUCUCAACGUUGUCGUCGGCGAGUAUGAUACCUUCAGCUCGGAGCUGCAGCAGUAUCUCGACGCGGGAUCUCAGGCCGAUGCCAAGAAGGUCCUGGACGACAUCAAGAAUCUCUUGACCACGACCAUCGCGACCUACACCCCGACACCCUAA
Colletotrichum karsti is the source of this 624-nucleotide messenger RNA. RefSeq lists its product as uncharacterized. The coding region runs from base 1 to 624 and encodes 207 amino acids. Lineage: Eukaryota; Fungi; Ascomycota; Sordariomycetes; Glomerellales; Glomerellaceae. The record is from RefSeq and is a predicted model, not a curated record. The transcript has a single exon.